AUGCUGCUCGCAUUUCUUCCUUUUAUCCUGGCUGGUCCGCUUAGAUACAGAGAUGUAACCUGCAAUGGUGGGAUCCUCAGCACACCCACCUACGGACUUGACGGCGCGGUCUUCACUGUCUGCGCCUCAGUCGAAAUCUGCGCCUCAGUUCGCGAGGUCUCAAACACGAUCCUUGACUUCCGGAGAUACGAAGAAUGGAACACCUUCAUUUACGACGCCGACGUUCCUGACAAUGUUGACACCCCUGCUGGCGUUGCACCAGGUCUAUCCGUGCUAUUCUACUCCACCGGCCUCCAGCCAGACGUCAACAACACUGGCACCGAUGUCGUUACUUUCGUCGACCAACCUUUCCUCUCCGCAUGGAAGAACGUCGAGAACGAGGCCUUCAUUGGCGUUUCAGAGCACGUCAGCACCUUCUACCCCGUUCCAGGCGGCAAAACGAGAUACACGCAUUGGCAGACACAUUAUAUGCCGCAAGCGAGCUUGCUAUUGCCAAUCAAGGAUAGUCUGCAGCGCCAGUUUGAGGUGCAGGCCAGUGAUUUGAAGGCAUACGUCGACAAGCGAAACUGUUGA
This is a messenger RNA of Endocarpon pusillum Z07020, 573 nucleotides long. RefSeq lists its product as uncharacterized. Lineage: Eukaryota; Fungi; Ascomycota; Eurotiomycetes; Verrucariales; Verrucariaceae. The record is from RefSeq and is a predicted model, not a curated record. The transcript has a single exon. The coding region runs from base 1 to 573 and encodes 190 amino acids.